CCGGCGCCGUCCCUCGGGAGGAGUGGAGUGAGGGGUCCACUGCGGCCUCCUCCCCUCCCGAGGGGAAGGGGGCGGCUGCCGCCCCCGGUGCGGGUCCCUCGGGAAGGGGCUGGCGGGGCAGCCCCAGCCGCCCGUGUUUCUCCUCUCCAAGCAAGGAACCGGUGGGCUUGUGCCCGCCCUGCGGCGCUGAGGAGGAGGUGGCGGCAAGGACUGCCCGAGCGGUGCUCGCUCUCCUAAUUUCCUCCUAAUUCUCUGUGCUGGUGAAUUGGCUAGUAGAAGGGCAAAGGGGUGAAGGAAAAAUGAUUGCGGUUUUGGUGCCCUUUCGCGACUGAAAGGCAUUCCAGACGCGGUGGCUGCGACCUGAGGCGUUUAAAACCAGCGCCCGAGGACGUGGUGUCGCCUCAGAGCUGCAGGUUGUAGCCCGUGUUGAGAACUUGACAACUGGGCUGCAUCGUGGCCAGCAGGGCGAGGGAGGGGAUUCUGCCACUCUGCUCCACGCUGGUGAGACCCUACCUGGGGUACCGCCUCCAGCUCUGGGGCCCCCAACAUCAGAAGGACAUGGACCAGUUGGAGCGGGUCCUGAGGAAGCCACAAAAAUGCUCAGAGGGCUGGAGCACCUCUGCUGUGAGGACAGCCUGAGAGAGUUGGGGUUGUUCAGCCUGGAGAAGAGAAGGCUCCAUGGAGACCUUACAGCAGCCUUCUGAAAAAAAUCAGGAGGCUGAUGUAGAAGAAGCACCAACUGUUCAUCCUGUUGAGAUGUCGUGUAGUCCAUCAUCAAGAGAACCAGCACGUUCCAACUGUGAGAUACAGGGAGCUGCAAAAAUGAGGAAAAAUGACGCUACUUCCAGACAUCUGGUUCCUCUUUCUGAUGAUAAUGAAAAUGAACAGUCAAAAUCUAUUCAAAGAAAGAGAGUGCUUCCGUCUUGGAUGCUGGAAAGAGAUCUCCUGGUUCAGAGGAUUUCUGAGCCUGUAAUGAAAGGAGGUAGUAGAAUGAAAAAAUGCCAAGGAAGGGGAGAAAGUAAUAUGGACUCAUUAAAAUCAGAAGUAAAUGUGCAGCAGAAAAAAAGAUUAGCUUCUGAAGAAACUGUAGAGGAUUUUGAAGGUGAAGAGCAAGAUCAAGGGAAAAGGAGCUGUCUUUCCAUCCCUGCCCCUUCAUCUCAGAAUACAUCUGGAUUUCCCCUUGAGAGUACCGUGAGAAAAAUGGAAGAAAAUGGCAAGACUGGAACAAAAACCCCUGGAAGUUCUCUGGAAAAAAAUGGUAGGCAGCUGCAUAGUAAAUGUUCUAAAAGAAUAGGUCAGAUCUCCAGUAAAACAAAUGUAACUGAGGAAACAGAAAACAAAGAGCAGAUUACUGGUUCUACAAGCCAACAAGCUCACUGGGGCAGGACUUACCAAAAUUUUGGUGCCCAGGAAGGGAUUCUUGAGCCUGAUGCAAAUCUGGAUUACGAGACUGAAAUUUCUGAUUCAACCAGAAGUGCAGAUGCUUCAGAAAGCUCCAAACAGAUCAAGCGUAAGAGGACACCUUGCAUGUAUGGAACAGGCUGUUACAGGAAGAAUCCCAUUCACUUCCAGCAGUUCAGUCACCCUAAUGAUGAUGACUAUCAUGAAACGGAGAUCGUAACUCAGGGUAACAAUGAUAACCGGCCUGAAUGUCCAUAUGGAAUGGCUUGUUAUAGGAAGAACCCACAGCACAAGCUAGAAUACAAGCACAGUGCACCUCCAGUAACCGAAAGAAGAACCCGACAACGGACUUCAAAAAAUGGAAGAAGGGCUGUGGAGAAAGACAGUGCCAAUGAUGAUGAACCAAAUGAAUAUGACCUUAACGACAGCUUUAUAGAUGAUGAGGAAGAGGAGUGUGAACCUACUGAUGAAGACUCUGACUGGGAACCAAGUUCAGAAGACAAGGAUAACGAAGAUGUUGAAACGCUUUUGCAAGAAGCACAUAGAUUUGUUAAGACCAAAAAGUAGCUGCAGGGGAACAACAUUAUGAAUGUCCAGUCUGAUUCUGCUAAAACAUGGAUGUGCAAGGAAAGGAAUUGCUUGGAAAACUGUUUUUUUCCUCAGUGAUGUAGGCACUAUAGGAAGAUUUUAAUGGGGUCGAGGGGAUUCAGCAAUGCCUCUCUUGUCCAUAUGUAUUAUUUUGGUGGGGUUUUUUUGUUUUAUUAAGUGGUGGAGGCAGAGGACUGAGCUCUGGAAGUUUUUGUUUUUUCUCAUCUAUUUCUUUUGCAACACCAUUGGUGUCUCAUAGUUUGAAAUACAAUUUUAAAGAUUGUUAAUGCUUCCUCUUCCUGUGCUUGAAAGAAAUACUGGCAUUAGGAAAGCCAUUUGUUUUGCUAAAACACAAUAUAUUCUGUGUUGAAUUAAGAGGAGUUACACGUCACACUUGCAGUAUCACAGGCUAACUCUUGGGCAUUGCAGGAGAAUCCGUCUAAACCAUUUUUUAAUGUUGUUUUGAGUUAGUGCAGUCUUAAACUUCAUUAGUCUGCUACUAGCUGUCCUUUUAGGUGUCAUUUCUUUGAUUCUCUUGAUGUACAGUGGUUAAAUACAGGUUGUCUAAAUCACGUGAGAAGAGUAUCUCAGUGUAUUGAACCACUUGGUUGCCUCAAUAAUUUUGGUGUAUUUGCUCUAAUUACAGUAGUAGCUCUUUCCAUGCCUGUACAUCACUGGAAUUGUGUUCAGUUCAUAAUAAAGCUGAAGUCUUGAUGACUGUAUUUUUGCACAAUUAAACUUGUAACAUACCGUGG
Molecule: messenger RNA, 2744 nt
Organism: Chroicocephalus ridibundus (black-headed gull)
Lineage: Eukaryota; Metazoa; Chordata; Aves; Charadriiformes; Laridae
Gene: APLF
Product: aprataxin and PNKP like factor
Exons: 9
Coding region: 679-1968 (429 amino acids)
Biological process (GO): double-strand break repair
Cellular component (GO): nucleus; site of double-strand break
Molecular function (GO): 3'-5' exonuclease activity; DNA-(apurinic or apyrimidinic site) endonuclease activity
Source: RefSeq, a predicted model, not a curated record